Molecule: messenger RNA, 792 nt
Organism: Rotaria sp. Silwood2
Lineage: Eukaryota; Metazoa; Rotifera; Eurotatoria; Philodinida; Philodinidae
Source: the annotation of a GenBank genome assembly
AUGUCCUUAGUAUUAUUUCGUUGGAUAGUAUUUGUCAUCACUAUAUUUUGUUUCUUCAUAGAUGCUAAUGUUCAAGCAAAAGAUAUACAUGUAUCUAAUGCAUCCAGUUUUACUGACCAUGAACAUUUGGUGAAAAUAGAUCCUCCAUCUAUACCAGUGCAUAACGAUACUAGUCGAGAUAAUGAAGGUGCAGAUCAUGAUUCUGAACCAUUAAGAAAUAAUGGACGAGGAACACAUGAAGCUAAUUCUCAAAAUUAUGCUGCUGAAACGAAUGGAACACAUGGUACACCAAUAGAAGAAUUUCAACAAGCAAUUCUUGAUCAACAUAAUAAAUAUCGUGCACAAAUGAAUGCUGGCAAUCUUCAAAAUAAUAAUGAUUUACAUGAAAAAGCACAAAAACGUGCACAUGCUGAAGCUAAUGAACAGCCCAUACAAUUAUCAAAUGAUUAUAAUGAAAAUGUUUAUGUAAUUGAUACAGGCGAUCCAUCAAAGAUAACUGGUGAAAUUUAUUUUAUUUUUUUAAUUUUAUUUCUUAUAUUAUAUUUAGGUGAACUAAUUGUCAAGGCUUGGUAUGAUGAACGUUAUCAUUAUAAUGUUAAAAAUGAAUCUUCAGCUCCGCAUUUUUCACAAUUAGUAUGGAAAAAUUCAAAAGAAUUAGGUAUUGGUCAUGCUUAUAAUGGUCAUAGAUUAUUUGUUGUUGCUCUUUAUAAACCUCCUGGAAAUAUUCGUGGUCAAUUUCAAGCCAAUGUUGAUGUUGAUUCUCAUGGUGAACACAAACCAGCGAAUAGAUAA